Messenger RNA from Rhizophagus irregularis DAOM 181602=DAOM 197198, 1332 nucleotides. The record is from RefSeq and is a predicted model, not a curated record. NCBI's taxonomy places the organism in Eukaryota, Fungi, Glomeromycota, Glomeromycetes, Glomerales, Glomeraceae.
UACUAACAAACGGUACGAAAUUGUAUUACAUUACUUUUAAAGCACGUGAAAAGAAUUUCGGAAAUUUCCGUAUUUUUUUGACCAAUUAGAAAUAUAUAAAAAACGUGAUGUAGUUUACACGAAGUUACAGUAGAUUAUCUCAUUAAAUCGUGAAUGAUUACUUAGUUGUUUAUUUUAACACGUUGUUUCUGAUUCUUUUAUACAUCAUCAACAUUUUUCACGAAGUUUAAUAACUGUACUUUUUUUUACAUCGUCUUGAAAAAAAUUUUUUAUUUUCUCUUCUUUUGUGUAAGUUCUCGAAUAAAACUCCUCCUCUUUAUUACACCUCGUCUUACCUUGUCCAUCUUUGUUUCUCUUUACUUAGUAGGCGAACAAUAUGAGUAAUACACGAGGAUCUAUUAAAAAGUCAAAUUCACGUUCAAGCUCUGAGAGCUCGAAUAACUCUAAUUUUGAUGAGCAAUACAGAGACGCGUCGCCAAUCAGCACAACAACGACAGACUCAUCAGAUGAUGAUAAUGGAACCGCACGCGAUACUACGCCGACCACACCCACUACACCCACUAAAUGUUCUCCAUUCAAAGCAAACAAAGAAUUAUCGCUGGUAUCACAAAUUCUAAUAACAUCACCUCAUUUUCCGCUACCCUCACUACCCUCAGUAGCUGUAUCUAAAUCAACCUCACAACGAACAGCUUCUGACAAUAUAGAAGAUUUUAAUCAUUUUCGUAAAAUGAAAAAGCGUAUCUAUUGGACAUCUUUGGAAUUAGAAGCUUUGGAGAACGGUAUGAAAGAGUUCGGCACUCAAUGGGCUAGAAUUUUGAGGUCGUAUGGUGGAGAUCAUGGUCCUUUAAGAAACCGAAAUGCCGUUCAGCUAAAGGAUAAAGCGAGAAAUGAGAAACUAAGAAGAAUUAAGUCUAGACUAGAUUUGGGUAUAUUCCAUAUGGCGACCGGUGGUGGUGAAGAUAUUACGGAAGACGAAUUGGUGGAAGAUUCAAAUCUUUAGAUCUUCUUUAUCUUACUGUGAUUGAAUAUUUGUUUUUUUUUAAGACUUGUAUUUUUUAUAAAUUUUAAAUUUUAUUGUCUUUAUCGGGCAAUUUUUUUAUAUAGGCUAGUUUUUUUGCACUAAUAUGAAAUUUUUUGAAAAAAUUUUGGUUGGUUAGAGUUAGAAAAUAGCGUAUCCAAAAAACAACAUUUCUUUUUAAUUGUCAUGUUUGAAUUCUUUUCUCUAAAAAUCAAGUUAUUCGCAAUAAAAGUUCUUAUUCGAAUUAUGAAUGAAUAUAUUUGGUCCGGAUUACUUACAAUUUAGUUAUGAUGAUAAACGAAUUUUUCCUAAGA